Molecule: messenger RNA, 1353 nt
Organism: Fusarium vanettenii 77-13-4
Lineage: Eukaryota; Fungi; Ascomycota; Sordariomycetes; Hypocreales; Nectriaceae
Exons: 1
Coding region: 1-1353 (450 amino acids)
Source: RefSeq, a predicted model, not a curated record
AUGCCUGGGAAAACCACAAUCCUCGAGGAGCUGACCAAGCCAAACCCACUCGUGAAGAACAUGGCCAAAUGGGGCCCCAACUCGGCGAACAGUACUUGGGCAGCAGUCGAAGGCUGGACACAGUGGCAGGACUUCACUGCUGAGAGGUUGUACGCCAUCUUCUUUGACGUGGUUGAGUCUGAAUGGAACGUACGGAGCGAACUGCAUGCCUCGCCGACAGACUGGGAUAGCCAGGUCUUUGAUGAAGAUGGGCUCGAGCACGCGGUACUCAGCACGCAUCUUCUACCUCCGGUCAAUGCCGCUCUCCGACACGGUUUGCGAUAUGCCAAGCUCGACAAGAUGGCCAGCAUCAAUCUGGGUCGAGCUGGGCGGACAUAUUAUGAGCCUGGAGGGGACCGCCGGUUCAAGCCUGACUGGGCUCUCUGCUCCGGCAACCACAUUGAAACAUUCGCGGACAACAGUUUUCGCUACUACAGCCUCAUGCCAGGGGACAGCAAGCUUUCCAACAAGUGGCAUAGCUCAUUUUGCCAGGAAGCGGCCAAAUUUGCCACUUGGCGGGAUCCAGUACGACAGAUCCUCACAUACUGCAUUCAAUCUGGUUCUCGAUAUGGCUUCAUCAUCACGGACAAGGAGCUUGUUGUGAUACGAAUUCGUACCGAACCCACUGGAUCAGGUCUGGGAGCUUCUAGAUCUUCUCGUCAGCAGCCUCAACACUCCUACAACACCUCGACAAGCACCGACAUGUCAAUGCUUUCGACCAGCAUGCGAGAUGUGUCCAUCUCAGGCUCGUCGUGGAAGUCCACCAGUCCGGCGGUUGACGGGUAUCCCGUAGAAUAUCGAGCGAUCCCCUGGGAGAAUCAUGGGAGGGGCAAACGCCAGUUGACAGUCCGCCUAGCUCUUUUCUACCUGUCCUGGAUGGCAGCUCUUGGGCGUAAUGAGCCACAGCCUAGCUAUCCAAGCCUGGACUCGGCGUGGUUUAGCAUUGACGGGGCAUUUGUCCACAACACCACGGGUCUCGUAUCCAAGAAGAGUGUCAAGAAGGUGGAGUAUCCCGACCCGUCGGGGGGGAGAGGGCCGAGAUGGGAGACCAUUGAGGGCGACGAUGACGGUGAGUCCAUGCAAGUCCUCACAUUGGAGUCGGUCCUUACACUGGACGUCACGGAGCAUGGUGGGAGAAAUUAUUACUACUUCAUGGACGACGAGGAGCCCGUGCUCAUCACGAGCGGGAUUCCGAUUUAUGACAGUAGCGGACAGCAGUACGGAUACUUUGACGGGCUGGCGUGGAGGGUUGGAAGCCCACCGCAGCCUUCGGAGAACACGGCCAAGUCCAAGAGGAAGAAGCACCGAAAAUGA